GACACCGAGAAACGUGUCCCUGUUUUAGUGCCUCGCUGAGGCCACGCCCCCUCGCUGUCUCUGCUAACGGGAGGUUCCUGCAGAGAGUUUUUUCCCCACAGGCGAAGUUUCUGUGGCGAAGAAUAACAGAAGGAAAGCUAAUCGAUUCAGAAUGGACGCCUUAACUGUCCCCGCAAACGGAGGAGAGGGCUGGUAUUUGUCACUCAUGGCACCAAACACAAAGGGACCAAGUUUUGCGUGGCUUGACCCAUCCAGACUUUACUGCAACUCCCAGGCCCUGUCAGACUGCGUGAAGGACCUUCUCAAACCAUUCCAGAACGACUCCAUCGACCUGGUGGCUGGAAUAGAUGCAAUGGGCUUCAUCCUGGGUUCAGCUGUGGCCAUCACUCUGGGAAAAGGCUUUUUAGCCAUUCGAAAAGCAGGAAACCUCUGUGUGGAAACCCGAACACAGGAUUACAGCGACUACUCUGGCAAAGACAAGCUAAUAGAAGUGCGACUAGAUGUCUUCAGACCAGGUCUGCGUGUUCUAAUAGUCGACCAGUGGAUUGAGACUGGAGGAACAAUGAAAGCUGCCAUCAAACUGGUAGAAAAACAGGGAGCAACUGUUGUGGGUGUUGCAGCUGUGGCCAUUGAGAACAGUGAAGGUGGAAAGUGGAUAAAGGAAAACUACAAGUACUCCCACUGCGUUCCUAAGGAGCUCCAGUCUCAAAUAGACAGCAAAUAUCUGGAAUCUUUCAAGACCUUCAGUAGUUGAACUAGGGAUCCAGUGACUGGGGAGAAGAAAACAAGAUCUGCAGUCAGUGCCCUGACUGUCUGUGAUGCUUCUGGUAUGUCUGAAGAUGUUCACACAGGACUGGAGUGAUAGUCAUUUAUCAUUAUUACUGACAGCUACAUCAGAGCUAAAGGAUGAUCUCUUAACAGUUCUUUAUCAAAACAGUCACUGCCUUUUAAUAAUUAAGAAGGAGAAAAUUAAGUCUAGUAUUAUUUGAAAUUUGGCAUAUGACUUACAUCUUCUACAGAAACUGCUUGCAGCCACUAAUCAAUCUAUUUUAAAAAUUAACUGAAGUAUACAGAAUGAUGCUUAAUGUGUAAAUUAUAUUAACUAAUUAAUCAUUUUUAAUAUAUGCAGCACAUUUACAAAUUUGACAAGCAAGAGGUGAGCAGAAAGACUUUAGGAGACUUUAAUGAGGCCUACUAAUUUGUAUACAGUAUAAAAAUGUUUUAUUUAAACAAAAUGCACAU
Colossoma macropomum (tambaqui) is the source of this 1242-nucleotide messenger RNA. RefSeq lists its product as uncharacterized. NCBI's taxonomy places the organism in Eukaryota, Metazoa, Chordata, Actinopteri, Characiformes, Serrasalmidae. The transcript has 5 exons. Bases 152 to 754 code for a protein of 200 amino acids. Gene Ontology annotation, molecular function: adenine phosphoribosyltransferase activity. The record is from RefSeq and is a predicted model, not a curated record.